GCCCCUUCCUCUCUGUGUGCUGUGGUGGCGGGAAAAGUUCGGAAGUUUUCGCGCCGGGGCGGAGCCUGUCCAGGACCUUCGCGCGACUCCUCGGAGGUGGUUCGGGGGGCUGCAAGCAUGGCAGGUACGGUGGUGUUGGACGACGUGGAGCUGCGAGAAGCCCAGAGAGAUUACCUGGACUUCUUGGAUGACGAGGAAGACCAAGGACUUUAUCAAAGCAAAGUGCGGGAGCUGAUCAGUGACAACCAGUACCGUCUGAUUGUCAAUGUGAAUGACCUGCGCAGGAAAAAUGAGAAGAGGGCUAACCGCCUCCUGAACAAUGCCUUUGAGGAACUUGUGGCCUUCCAACGUGCUUUAAAAGAUUUUGUGGCCUCUAUUGAUGCCACCUAUGCCAAACAGUAUGAGGAGUUCUACAUAGGAUUGGAGGGCAGUUUUGGAUCCAAACAUGUCUCCCCAAGAACUCUCACCUCCUGUUUCCUCAGCUGUGUAGUCUGUGUGGAGGGCAUUGUCACUAAAUGCUCUCUAGUUCGACCCAAAGUUGUCCGAAGUGUUCACUAUUGUCCUGCUACCAAGAAAACCAUAGAGCGACGUUAUUCUGAUCUCACUACGUUGGUAGCCUUUCCGUCCAGCUCUGUGUAUCCCACUAAGGAUGAAGAAAACAAUCCUCUUGAGACAGAAUAUGGCCUUUCUGUCUACAAGGACCACCAGACCAUCACUAUCCAGGAGAUGCCAGAGAAGGCCCCAGCUGGCCAGCUUCCCCGGUCUGUGGAUGUCAUCCUGGAUGAUGACUUGGUGGAUAAAGUGAAGCCUGGUGACCGAGUCCAGGUGGUGGGCACUUACCGCUGCCUUCCUGGAAAGAAAGGAGGUUAUACCUCAGGGACCUUCAGGACUGUCCUGAUUGCCUGUAAUGUGAAGCAAAUGAGUAAGGAUGUUCAGCCUUCCUUCUCCGCUGAGGACAUAGCCAAAAUCAAGAAGUUCAGCAAGACUCGAUCCAAGGACAUCUUUGAUCAGCUGGCCAAGUCACUGGCCCCAAGCAUUCACGGUCAUGACUAUGUCAAGAAAGCCAUCCUCUGCUUGCUCCUGGGGGGAGUGGAACGAGACCUGGAGAACGGCAGCCACAUCCGCGGGGACAUCAAUAUCCUCCUCAUAGGAGACCCCUCCGUUGCCAAGUCUCAGCUGCUGCGGUAUGUGCUUUGUUCUGCACCCCGAGCUAUCCCCACCACUGGCCGGGGCUCUUCUGGAGUGGGUCUGACAGCUGCUGUCACCACGGACCAGGAAACAGGGGAGCGCCGUCUGGAAGCAGGGGCCAUGGUGCUAGCCGACAGAGGGGUGGUUUGCAUUGAUGAGUUUGACAAGAUGUCUGACAUGGACCGCACGGCCAUCCACGAAGUGAUGGAGCAGGGUCGAGUGACCAUCGCCAAGGCUGGCAUCCACGCCCGGCUCAAUGCCCGCUGCAGUGUUCUGGCUGCUGCCAACCCCGUCUAUGGCAGGUAUGAUCAGUACAAGACCCCUAUGGAGAACAUCGGCCUACAGGACUCACUGCUUUCUCGAUUUGACUUGCUCUUCAUCAUGCUGGACCAGAUGGACCCUGAGCAGGAUCGGGAGGUCUCAGACCAUGUCCUGAGGAUGCACCGCUACAGAGCACCUGGGGAGCAGGAUGGCGACGCUAUGCCUUUGGGAAGUGUUGUGGACAUUCUGGCCACAGAUGAUCCCAACUUCAGCCAAGAGGAGCAGCAAGACACCCAGAUAUAUGACAAACAUGACAGCCUUCUACAUGGGACCAAGAAGAAAAGGGAGAAGAUGGUGAGUGCCGCCUUCAUGAAGAAGUACAUCCAUGUGGCCAAAAUCAUCAGACCCGUCCUGACACAGGAGUCGGCUGCCUACAUCGCAGAAGAGUACUCACGCCUGCGCAGCCAGGGGGACAUGAGCUCUGACACCGCCAGGACAUCUCCGGUUACAGCCCGGACUCUGGAAACUCUGAUUCGAUUGGCCACAGCCCAUGCCAAGGCCCGCAUGAGCAAGACCGUGGACCUGCAGGAUGCAGAAGCAGCCGUGGAGCUGGUCCAGUACGCUUACUUCAAGAAGGUUCUGGAGAAGGAGAAGAAACGGAAGAAGCGAGAUGAGGAUGAGUCAGAGACCGAAGAUGAAGAGGAGCAAAGUCAGGAGGAAGCUGAACAGAGGAGAAGGAAGAAGCCUCGGCGCUCAGAGGCCAAAGAUGGGGACUCCUAUGACCCUUAUGACUUCAGUGACAGAGAGGAGGAAAUGCCUCAAGUGCACACUCCAAAGACAACGGAACCGCAGGAGACCAGAGACUCCCAGAAGGUAGAGUUGAGUGAAUCCAGGUUGAAGGCAUUCAAGGUGGCUCUUUUGGAGGUGUUCCAAGAAGCCCAUGCCCAGUCUGUGGGCAUGAAUCGCCUUACAGAAUCCAUCAAUCGGGACACAGAGGAGCCCUUCUCUUCAGAAGAGAUCCAGGCUGCCCUGAGCAAGAUGCAGGACGACAACCAGGUCAUGGUGUCAGAGGGAAUCAUUUUCCUCAUCUGAGGAGGGCUUUCUUGAAGGACUUUGGAAUUCCACCAACGAAAUGCGCCCCCUGCUUCCUCCCUCCCUCCCUGGCCUUUGCUUUCGUUACCUGGGUAACAGUAGUUGAUUGAACUGAGGAUGAUGGACGCUGGUGACAGAGCUGAUGAGAACUUGAUGGA
Messenger RNA from Elephantulus edwardii (Cape elephant shrew), 2699 nucleotides. RefSeq names its product minichromosome maintenance complex component 3 (gene MCM3). Gene Ontology annotation, cellular component: nucleus; MCM complex. The transcript has 17 exons. Lineage: Eukaryota; Metazoa; Chordata; Mammalia; Macroscelidea; Macroscelididae. Gene Ontology annotation, molecular function: single-stranded DNA binding; ATP hydrolysis activity; single-stranded DNA helicase activity. Bases 118 to 2541 code for a protein of 807 amino acids. Gene Ontology annotation, biological process: DNA replication; double-strand break repair via break-induced replication; mitotic DNA replication initiation. The record is from RefSeq and is a predicted model, not a curated record.